AACGUAUCGUUUUGUUGAUUAUGAGUCAUCUAAAAGACGACUAGACGCUGAACUGAUUGGGGCAUGUAAUGUGUUUAGUGAAAAACAUUGAUAAUUCUUGUUGGGGCUACGUAGCAGGUGAAUAGAUACUAGGCCACGCACCGCGCGCCUAAUUAUAAUUCACUGCCAUAGCUUGGAAUAGCUUCACAUCUGUAGAACUGUACGUCUACUUCCGCGAACUUACCUUCCUAAGUUGCGAGAGAUCGGUUCUGUCUGAAAAAUGUCCGAAAAUAACUUGUUUCGCAUCGAAACGAACGCGAUCCAUGCUGGACAAAACCCGAAAAACUGGAACUCAAAUCCUGUCAUACCGCCGAUUUCUCUUGCAACCACUUUUCAACAGUUUGCGCCAGGUGAACAUGCGGGUUACAAGUAUGCCCGUUCUGGAAACCCUAGUCGAACUUGUCUCGAAACUUGUAUCGCCUCACUAGAGAAAGCCAAAUUUGCGCUGUGUUACUCUUCGGGUAUGGCGGCAGUGGACAACGUCCUUCAUCUCGUGAAUGCUGGAGAUCAUAUCGUGGCCUUUGAUGACCUCUACGGUGGCGUGACCCGUAUACUACGUCAUUGCGCGGUGCCACAUGGCCUUGAAGUAGAUUUUGUUGAUGCUACUGAUGCCGAUAACGUCUCUAAGGCGCUCAAGUCUAACACAAAACUAAUUUGGGUGGAAUCGCCGUCUAAUCCAAUGAUGAAAAUUGUCGAUAUCGCUGCCGUGUCCGUCGUAGUCAAGAAAGGGGCGCCGGAAGCAAUACUCGUCAUGGACAACUCCUUCAUGAGCCCUUACUUUCAGAAUCCAUUAGCUCUAGGCGCUGAUGUCGUGAUGCACUCGGUUACGAAAUAUAUUAACGGGCACUCCGACGCUCUAAUGGGCUGUAUCAUAACCAAUCGAGAAGAUAUCCAUGAACGCUUGCGGUUCCUUCAGAACGCUAUUGGUGCAGUGCCUUCACCUUUUGACUGUUUUCUUGUCAAUCGUGGCAUCAAGACGCUAGCGGUGCGUAUGGAGAGACACCAGGAAAACGGGUUGAAAAUUGCCCGUUUUCUCGAAAGUAAUCCUCAAGUACAAAAGGUACUGCAUCCAGGACUUCCCUCACACCCGCAGCAUGAAACGGCCAAAAAACAGUGUAGCGGCUUCAGUGGAAUGCUCAGCUUUUAUAUAAAGGGUGGUGAGAAGGAAUCACGUGCUUUCCUCACGUCGCUGAAAAUAUUCUCCAUCGCUGAGAGUCUGGGAGCUGUUGAAUCUCUCGCUUCAUUACCGUCGAAAAUGACCCAUGCGUUGCUGCCUGAGGAGCAAAGGGCACGAUUAGGUAUAACCAACAACCUGAUCCGUCUCUCAAUUGGCCUAGAGAAUGUCGACGACCUGGUGGAAGAUCUCGAUCAGGCUCUCAAAGUUGCUGCGAAGGUGUAGCAAGUUCGAAUAUGAGCGAUCGGGCACCACACGUUACUGCAGUGCGCGAUUUUUCCCACUCGUAGUUUCAGCCUUGAUUGAUUUUCAUCAUAAAUAAACAAAUCAUUAAACAUCUAUUCAACAUAUUGCGUCUUACACAUUGAACACUUAUAAUAUAUCUACGCUUCACAAAGCAGAUUUUGGUUCUAUAACGUAAUUUCUUUGAUGGCGCUGCUGAAAUAAUAUUUCUAAUUAGUGUGACAAGAUAGCAAACAACUGCGUGUACUGGCCCAAACGGCGGCCUAAUCUACCUUUUCCUGUGAAAUGUGCUAUAUGUACCUCGUAGCUAAUCAUUAUCUUAGGUUUUCUUUAACGAUAUGAAUAUUCAGGCAAACGCUCGAAAAAUAUUCGGUAGGGGUUUCAAUAGAACGUCUAUAGAUGGCGCAUGAUUUUAUUCAAUGCUAAUAACAACAGUUUUUUUUUUUAACACUUGAAUAAAAUAAUUUUUCUAAUGUGAUAAUCAGAAUGGUUAAUUUACGAUCUGAUGAUAAAUAUCAGGAUAUCUUGUGCUGCAAUUUAAGAACAAUAUAUUUGUCUUAUGAAUUGCGAGAAUAUUCAAGUUUUUUAGACAUGGCUGUAACUUUAGCAAUUUCGAAUAUGGGUACCUGUUAGCCAAUUACAGACUAAUACCAGGUGAAGUGUGUAGCUAGCAAAUGUUUGAUUGCUAUCAUAUAUAAAUGAUACUGACACCUGCAAUCCUUUACGAGGAAUCUGCUAAUGUAAAAGAUGAAUUGUAUCUACGAGGAGAACACGGUCUGUUGUUUACUGUUUAGAAGUAAAAGGCUUUAAAAUCAUCGAGUGUUAUUAGAGAGGCAUUAGAUGACCAAUAA
This is a messenger RNA of Varroa destructor (honeybee mite), 2307 nucleotides long. Its product is annotated as putative cystathionine gamma-lyase 2. NCBI's taxonomy places the organism in Eukaryota, Metazoa, Arthropoda, Arachnida, Mesostigmata, Varroidae. Gene Ontology annotation, biological process: transsulfuration. The record is from RefSeq and is a predicted model, not a curated record. Gene Ontology annotation, cellular component: cytoplasm. Gene Ontology annotation, molecular function: pyridoxal phosphate binding; cystathionine gamma-lyase activity.